GUGCCACAAGGACAGGAGUGUGGAACCUUCUGCCCGCGGCUCUGGCUGCAGCCCGGGGACAAAAGGGGGGUGUGCGCCCGGGUGCAGCCGCUGUUCAGGGUCCGGACGCUCCCGUUGCCUGGCAACGCCCCAAACAACAACAGCAACAGCAACAACACAAAAUGGCCAAGUUCGUGGUGGCAGGUAAAGCAAACUGCAGUUAUUAUGCCAAGGCAGAACUAUUGGCAGAUUAUCUUCAGAAAAACUUGCCAGAUUUCCACGUCUUUAAAAUUGUCCAAUCACCUGACAAUUGGCAGUCAUGGCUUCAAGCAUUAUGUAAAAAAAAUGGCUGGGUGCAUCAAAAAUCCCCGAUAAUAUGGCGAGAACUUGUGGACCGUGGAGGAAAGGGAUUACUGUUGGGCGGAUUCAAUGACUUUAUGGAGUAUGCACAGGGUUAUUAUGGCUUUACUUCUGAUAUGAUGACUACACUCAUGCUCAAGAUUGCAAAGGAGAACAUGAAGACUAAUGAAAAAGAGCAGGAAGAAGAAGCAAUUCACAGGAUUCAGAAAAAAGCAAUGGCAAUCUGGAUUAGCGGAGCAUUGUGUCCAGCGUGUACUAAUCUGAUCCCUACCUUGCUAAAUGGAGAGGUGUUUGGUCACAGCAAAGAGGUCAGCAUACAUCUGCUGCACAUUGAUGGGUCUCUGACCAUUUUACAAGGCUUACAAAUGGAGAUUGAAGACAUGGCCUGGCCUCUAGUUCACAAAGUAACGGUGCAAAAUAGCCUGAGAAAGGCUUUCAUGGAUGCCGAGGUCAUCAUUCUUCUUGACGAUCUUAUGCCAGAGAAGGGUCAAUCAAUUGAAGACUGUUACAGAGAAAUGGGCGGUGUCUACCAAGAAAUUGCAAUUAAGAUUGACACCUUUGCAAAACCCAAUGUCCGUGUGAUUGUGGCUGGUAAUUAUAUCUUGAAUUUGAAAACAUACCUCCUUAUGGAUAGUGCGUACGCUAUUGAUCACUGUAACUUUGUAGCAGUGUCAACUCAGUUGGAAGGAGAAGUUAAAGCACUGCUAGCCAGGAAGUUGAAUGUGAGUCCACUUGAUGUGAAAGAUGUGAUUGUGUGGGGAAAUAUUGGCAGAAGUACGUAUAUUGAUCUGCAUAAAGCACGGGUUCAUCAAUAUGAAAGUGCCAUCUGGGGUCCACCUGAGUUCUCACGUCCUGUGUUGGAGAUGCUGCGUAAUAAAAAUUGGAUCGAAGAGGAAUUUGUGGAAGAAUUGCAUGCGCAUCGACCAAAAAUUCAAGCAGCAUUGAAACACAGUCUGGGCCUCUCCAUUGCCGUUGCGAUACAGAAAGUCUUGAAUUGGUGGUAUCAUGACUCACCACCAGGGGAGUUUAUAUCUCUUGGAGUUGUCAGUCAAGGUGAUUUUGGCAUUCCAUCAGGCAUCGUCUUCUCUGUGCCAGUUCGAUUCUGUGGUGGAAAGUGGGUGAUUCAGUCACAGAUUGAGAUCAGUGAGGAGACAAAAGACAAACUGAAGGACAUUGUUCAAGAACUGAAGAAGGAGUUCAAUUUUAAUUUCUCUGAUGAGAAGGAGACUAAGGUAGAAUUUAGUUUCUUACCUGGUCUAGAUCAAGCAUUUCAGACAAGAAACACUGAUGGAGCAGUCUCUUUUUAAAAGGAGGAUUCAGUUCUUGUGGAAGAACAGCAACAGACAGACUUGUUCAAAGAAACUCAAGAGCAGUGGCCCAGCUGAAGUCUUCCUACGGUCAUGUGUUGGCUUGGCUACAGAUAGUUACUUUCAGACAAGGGCAGUGGCCUUUGGAACUUCCCAUUGGCAUUGAUCAUGGCUGGUGAAAUGCGCAGGGCAGCACAAGUUGCUGUAAAGUGGAGAUGGGGAAGGGCUGUCAAGCUGGAGACUAUAUUCACAGAAGGACUUCAGAAAGCAGAUCUAUGGAGAGGAAAUUGCAGAAAUGCUGCUAUGCCCAAGAAGCCCCUUUGCACACUGAACCGCGAUGGCAAAAGUUUGAAUUUCCACAAAAGCAAUCUUAGAUUUCAUGGCAGCACGCAGACAUUGGGCUGUAAUGGAAGCUGAGACAUCAUGGUUGACUCCACAGGCCUGUUGUUGGAGAUGGCUGCCAUUUCCACAUCGAAAAGGAAGGGUUCCAAGAUCUGUAUACAGCCCAUCCAAAGCCAUAUUUGUGCUUAGAUCUUUCCAUGCUCAUUUAUCUUCAAACCAGAUUUUCUGAUAGACUUUUCAGUGCACUAAGUGUACAUACCCAUCAAUCUCUGUAGCCUGGUUCUUUGACACAAUCACCUGAAUCCUCUAAUGUGUAAACUCACCCACCAGUGAGCUGGUAUCUGUGCUAUCUUUCCCCCAUCUCCAGCCUCAUUCCUCCAUUUUUGUAUACAAAAUAUAACUUAGUGUAGAUCUCACCUCUAUACAAGCCUCUUAAACUACCUGCAAUAUUAGUCUCUGAAUUAGUGACUACUAUUCUGAAAUUAAGUGACAGUCUGUCUUUACCUUGCUCCUCUCUUGCUGUUCCCACUCGGGUUGCAGUUCUUGGGUAAUUAAAAUGAAAUGGGGCGAAUGUUGGUCAUGGUGACGGGUCAGAAAAUAAAUUAGGAAGUGCAUACUUAUACUAACUGCAAUGUAUAAGCAUGAGAAGGAUUAGAGAUAAGGGAGAAGGGGUAGAGAAUGGGUUUGUAUAACUAUGAGGAUAUCAUCACCUUCAACAGAUUCCUUUUGUAAGAGGAUGUGAGACUGGGGUUCUCUGUUUCAAAAUAAGAGAGCACACAUUUAAGGCAGGGACAAAGAUAAUUUUUUUCCUCACAGAGGGUCAAGAGUCAAAAGGUGAUGAAAGCAAUAUCCUUGAAUAUUUUUAAGGCAGAGGUAGGUGGAUAGAUUUGGUAACCAAAAGGGUGAGCUGUUAUCGGGGUGGGUGGGAAUGUGGAUUAAUCAGCUCAACCAUGAUCUGAUUGACGGACAGAACAGGCCUAAGGAGCUGAGUGGCCUAUUCCUCUUCCUAAUGUUUAUGUCUGUAUCCAGCAAUGCUAACAGCUUCAGUUCAUUGAUGUUCCUUCUUAUACAGUCCACUAUUGUCUCUCCUCCGUAACAUUCCUGUCCCCCUCCCAUCAUCUCCUGAUUGUGUAUCACUUUUUCCAUCAAAGAAGAGGGAAGCAGGUCAGUGUAUGGUUUAUUUGGGUGAUGGGCCUAUCAUGACAGGUGGCUUGCAGCAGUGCGAAAUCUGAGGCUGUGUUUAAGCGUAUAGAUGUUAAUUAUGAAUCCUAUUUAUUGAUUGAGUUUGUUGGAAAGUGAAUGCUGGGGUGUAGGAAUUGAGCAGCUGCUGAGAGCCAGUCUCCACUGGUGGUCAAACGAUCCAGACAAGCUAUGAGGCCUUCUCUGUUUAGUUGGCCACUGCUGCAACUACAGGUCCCUUAGCUACGCACAGCAGUGGCUGAGGCGGGCAUGGUUGAACACGUAAACAUAAAAGGUUGAAGAGAGAGCACCCUCUCUCACCCUUACGCACAAUGGAAGACUGCUGCUUCUUCUUUGCUGAAUGGCCUCCUCCUGGCAAGUUGCAGUCUAUUUUCGAAUAGUGCAGAACAUGGACAAGGUUAUAAACUGGAAGAACAUACCCCACCAAAAAUGGGAAUAGAGUCAUGGAUUCACAGAGAUGUAUAGCACAGAAACACCUUUUGGUCCAACUUGUCCAUGCCUACCAAAUAUCCUAAAUU
Molecule: messenger RNA, 3706 nt
Organism: Chiloscyllium plagiosum (whitespotted bambooshark)
Lineage: Eukaryota; Metazoa; Chordata; Chondrichthyes; Orectolobiformes; Hemiscylliidae
Gene: mdh1b
Product: malate dehydrogenase 1B, NAD (soluble)
Biological process (GO): malate metabolic process
Molecular function (GO): oxidoreductase activity, acting on the CH-OH group of donors, NAD or NADP as acceptor; malate dehydrogenase activity
Source: RefSeq, a predicted model, not a curated record